Arachis stenosperma is the source of this 928-nucleotide messenger RNA. RefSeq names its product dehydration-responsive element-binding protein 1E-like. The coding region runs from base 109 to 867 and encodes 252 amino acids. Gene Ontology annotation, molecular function: DNA-binding transcription factor activity; DNA binding. Gene Ontology annotation, biological process: regulation of DNA-templated transcription. The transcript has a single exon. NCBI's taxonomy places the organism in Eukaryota, Viridiplantae, Streptophyta, Magnoliopsida, Fabales, Fabaceae. The record is from RefSeq and is a predicted model, not a curated record.
CAGGUCUCAACCAUAUUUCAGUUUCAAAGCAAAAAACACUAUAUAUAGUCAACUUACAGUACUAUUUCUUUUCAAUAGGGUUUCUCACUUAUUACAAUUAGUUCCCAAAUGAACAAACUCAGACAGUCAUCAUUUGACGAGUACAUAUCCACGUGUUCCUCUUCGGAAGCGAGCUCAUCCAACAAUAACAAGUCAUCGCCGCCAAAUGCCUCCAUCGACUACGACGAAGCGAUAACGUUGGCGUCAUCGAGGCCGAAGAAGCGUGCGGGGAGAAGAAUCUUCAAGGAAACGAGGCACCCGGUGUACCGAGGAGUGCGUAGGAGGAACAACAACAGGUGGGUCUGCGAGCUUCGCGUUCCAAACACCAAGUCCAAACGGAUAUGGCUCGGGACCUACGCCACACCUGAGAUGGCGGCGCGUGCCCACGACGUCGCCGCACUCGCGCUUCGCGGGAAGUCAGCCUGCCUCAACUUCGCAGACUCCGCCUGGCGACUACUCCCCUUGCUCCCGGCGCCUACUGAUGACGCCGAAGAGAUAAGGAGAAUGGCCGCCGAGGCUGUGAAGACAGUUACAGUUGAGGACGGUUAUAGUAAUAACCGACGUCCAGUAAGUACGGGCAGUGCGGUUACUGAGUACGAGGUUUGCAGCGGUGAGAGCGGGGUGGAAGAAGAUGUAAAGAAGGAUUUGAUUGUUGAUACUAACAAUGAUGAUUAUUACAUGCAUGAUUGGGUUCGGAGCAUGACGGAGGAGCCGUUACGAUCUCCGCCUCCAUUUUUCAGAUACGAUUUUGGCAGUAGCAGUAGUCAUAGGGAAUGGAAUGAUAUGGAGGUUGAUGCCGAGGUGUCACUGUGGAGCUUUUCCAUUUGAUUUUAAUUGAUUUGAUGUAUAGCUUUUGGUUAUUAUUCAGUGUGCAAACGUUUUAUUGUUA